CUUCCGGCGCCGCACUGCAGGCGCGGGGAACACCCAUGGCGGGGUACUUGAAGCUGGUGUGUGCUUCCUUUCAGCGUCAAUGGUUCCACACUGUUGGGAGUCGCUGCAAGAAUCGGACAGGCGCUGAGCACCUGUGGCUGACCCGGCAUCUCAGGGACCCAUUCGUGAAGGCUGCAAAGGUGGAGAGUUACCGGUGUCGAAGCGCCUUCAAGCUCCUGGAGGUGAACGAGAGGCACCAGAUUCUUCGGCCUGGCCUUCGGGUGUUAGACUGCGGGGCAGCUCCUGGGGCCUGGAGUCAGGUGGCGGUGCAGAAGGUCAACGCCGCAGGCACAGAUCCCAGCUCUCCUGUUGGCUUCGUGCUUGGGGUAGAUCUUCUUCACAUAUUCCCCCUGGAAGGAGCAACUUUUCUGUGCCCUGCUGAUGUAACUGACCCGAGAACCUCACAGAGAAUCCUCGAGGUGCUUCCUGGUGGGAGAGCAGAUGUGAUUCUGAGCGACAUGGCACCCAAUGCCACGGGGUUCCGGGACCUCGAUCAUGACAGGCUCAUCAGCCUGUGCCUGACCCUUCUCAGCGUGACCCCAGACAUCCUGCAACCUGGGGGGACAUUCCUUUGUAAAACCUGGGCUGGAAGUCUGAGCCGUCGGUUACAGAGGAGACUGACAGAGGAAUUCCAGAAUGUAAGGAUCAUGAAACCUGAAGCCAGCAGGAAAGAGUCAUCAGAAGUGUACUUCCUGGCCACACAGUACCACGGAAGGAAGGGUGCUGUGAAGCAGGGAACUUCCUGGCCACACAGUACCACGGAAAGAAGGGUGCUGUGAAGCAGGGAACUUCCUGGCCACACAGUACCACGGAAGGAAGGGUGCUGUGAAGCAGGGAGGAUUUCUUGUGCCAUUUUCGUAAUGGUCAUUAGCUCCUUUUAAGCUAGAAAUGUAGCCUGAGCUCCUUCCUGAAGAGUUCCUGGGAGAUUUGAGCUGAUUUUGGAGAUGGAGCAGGACAAGUGGGGAGUCUCUCUCUCUCUCUCUCUCUUUAACCAAAAAGAGAUGACAAAACUAAGUUCAGGGGCCAUGGAAAAUGAAAAAGUCCGCUAUAUUGUGAUUUGUGAAGAGAAAGUUAUCAAGAGAAAGGUGAGGAUGGAAGGAUGGAGAAAAACAGACUGUGGGAAGGAUCAGAAGGAAUCCGCCGAGGCAGCGAUGGGUGUGCCCAUGUGUGCCUUGACGGGACUUCAUCUUAUAGACUGUUAAACUGUCACACAGAAACAGGCUUUCCACCCCUGCUCUGAGAGCGCCAUGCACAGGUUUCCAGUUCUUAGUGUGGCUGUUUAAAGUAGAAAAUCUGGGGGCUGGGUGAGGCCACUCAUGCCUGUAAUCCCAGGGCUUUAGAAGGCUGAGGCCGGGGGAUUUUUUGAAGUCAGGAGUUCAAGACCAACCUGGGCAACAUAGCAACACCCCCCAUCUCUACAAAAAUGAAAAACCAAAAAGCAAACCAAAAGAAAAAUCUGAAAUUUCCAUCUGGGGAUUAACUUCUGUCUUUCUGGUGAAUAAUACAGCAAUUCACGCAUUCUUCAAGCAGCAAAAGUUCCCGGAGCAAUUAGGGAAGACGUAUGGUCUGAAUUUAUGCAUGCGGUGGGUGUGCUUUGGUUUUUGCUGGAAAUUUGUAUCAGUGUCUGGGCUCCCAAGAACAUAAAGGUAAUUGCCAAAGCAAGCAGUGAUGUGGUGUGUGUAUUUUCUUUUACUUUUCUAGGAACUUGACGCAGCUGUAUAUUUAAUAAAAUAAUAGAGAUUGCAUUAUUUUAAGG
Messenger RNA from Nomascus leucogenys (northern white-cheeked gibbon), 1795 nucleotides. RefSeq names its product mitochondrial rRNA methyltransferase 2 (gene MRM2). The record is from RefSeq and is a predicted model, not a curated record. Lineage: Eukaryota; Metazoa; Chordata; Mammalia; Primates; Hylobatidae. Gene Ontology annotation, biological process: RNA methylation. Gene Ontology annotation, molecular function: rRNA (uridine-2'-O-ribose)-methyltransferase activity. Gene Ontology annotation, cellular component: mitochondrion.